AUGGCUUCCUCAGCAGCCACAACUUCAUCUGCGCUGAAUGGUUCAGUUUCAGUCGCUGCAACCAGAUUAGCAGCAUCUCAUCAAAAACGAUCUAACGGGACAUUUCGCGUUGUGUCUGAUGAAUGCGCGCAAUUCUCAUUAGAUGAGGAUUUCGACGAUGAAGAAAAUGGAAUGGUGUCAGUAUUUCCGAAUGCUUAUAAGCCUGAAGCUGAUCAACCGCUUAUCUGCAAUCAGCUUGAUAGUGAUAACGAUGAUGAGUAUAAUAAUGACAGCGUUAAUGCAAACGCAAAAAUCGAUAUCUCACGAACACCUUCAAGGGGUAACUCCACUAAAGAGUUUUCAAGAUUAACAGAUGAAGUUGAAGUAGAUGGUGAUUCGGCAUCUGAUGAACUUGACCUUCUACCGCCUCUGCCAACCGCUGGUACUUCAAUUAAAUUACCGAAAUGGAAAGCGCUCGACUGGAUUUGUUGUAAAUCUCGUGUUCCAGUGAAAUGUGUUAUUAUGUGA
Messenger RNA from Anisakis simplex (herring worm), 507 nucleotides. The record is from the annotation of a GenBank genome assembly. Lineage: Eukaryota; Metazoa; Nematoda; Chromadorea; Rhabditida; Anisakidae.